Molecule: messenger RNA, 3705 nt
Organism: Photinus pyralis (common eastern firefly)
Lineage: Eukaryota; Metazoa; Arthropoda; Insecta; Coleoptera; Lampyridae
Exons: 2
Coding region: 29-3697 (1222 amino acids)
Source: RefSeq, a predicted model, not a curated record
AAUAAUACCGUAACAAUUAGCUUCUCUAAUGAGUUCGCCACAUCGAACUGCUCCCAACAAACUGGGAUAUGAGGAAUCACUUAGUGUACUAAAGAGUUUAAAUGAAAAAUACAGCGCAAUUAAGUCAUGUUUGACACGUGAUACUAACUUAUGUACUAGUAAAGUUAAAGAGAGUGAAUUCAACUUAGUAUACGAUAUAGUUAGCCAAAUUGGAAUAUUGGAUGGAAAAGCGAUUCAUACGUGGGUUUGCGGCUUAAAACGAGAGGAAGGUCAAUUUUACUGCGUUACUAUCCCAUUUCAGAUUAUGAAACCACGGCCUUUUUCGUACAAAUAUUGGAAAUUGGCUUCAGACAGUGAUCGAGUCGUCCCGGUUUUAGAUAGCGAUUCAAUGUACUUACUGAAUUUUGACAUUGAGUCAUUUAAGGUUGAGUCCGAGAAGCAUAGUGGUGGGUCAACGAAAGGGACGUUGGAGGAAAGGAUAAUUCACGGGGUAAGUCGACAGAUUGCCAAUUGCAUUAAGUUACGAGCUACGUCACCUCCCGCCUCAGUGUUGGUUUCCUUAUUAGGUUAUACAUGCCGUAGUUGCCAGGUGAGUGUUUGUAAUGAUGUUGAGCAUCGAUGCUGGAACUAUUCAUCGUCACUAGUCACUCUGAUUGAGUUGUUGCGGAGCUGCGACAAUUUUCCAUUUUUUUACGGUCCUAACGGGGUUACUUUUAAUAAAGAUUUGAAUGGGAGAGUAAGUAGUAUGAUUCCUUUUAUAGUGUAUCAGUUAUGUGAACUAUCAUUAACUUCAAGUGUUGGACAAAUCGGCGUGGCAUGUGAACAAGGGUUGGUUGAAUGCUUAUUAUUUAGAUGUCAAGAACAUUUAUUUUCGUCUACUUUUAAGAGUAAGGAUUCCUAUAGUAGGCUUAGAGGGGUGAUUGAGGAGUUAGGGAUAUUCAUGAGGCGAACAUUGGAAAACGGGAUAAUCGUGAACGUGGAGCCAUAUCAACCUAUAAAAUCGCCGUCGAGCUUAGCGUAUGACGACGUUAGAGUUAUACAAUCUGAGGCCCCCAGCUAUUGGAAUUAUAUUAAAGGGUAUAUAUCGUACCAGUCUAUGGGUGGUGGUGUCAUAUCUCCUGAUCCUGAUAAGUUAACGUUAAUACAAGAUAGUACUUGUGACGAUUUUUUGUUUAAGAUAUUACACGAAAUAUAUUAUUUUAAAGGUAAUAUGUUAUUCGUUACUGGUGUUGCGGCUUUGGCGCUAAAAGACUCCGCCCAAGGUCAACGUGGGUAUAGCCAGCCUUUAAAUGAUGUUGCUGAGUAUAUUGAACUGGAUGGACAAAAGGUACCUGUCUUAAUGGACUAUCAGACUGAAGAUUUGCGACGUUUAUACGAUUUAGGGCUAAGUUUAAUCCCGCACACGGUUAAAGAUGCGCACAACUUGGAGAGCGAAUUUAUAGAAUUACAAACAACCAAUUCUUCUGGGAUGACGCCUGAAAUCGAAAAAGCGGAAAGGCAGUAUAUCAGCGAUCUAAUGGGAAACAAGGCUGACGCUCGUUUGGUGCAAAAUGUUCGUAAAACAAGAAUUGUCGAUGUAUUAAACGAACUGUCGCGGGGUUUAUCGACUAAGGAGGGUAUCGCUGAAGCAAUGGGGUUACCCGGAAAAGCUGGAACUCGAAUUCAAGUGUACAGGCGUUUGCGACUGAUUAUUAUGAUUCGUUCGGUUCCUCAGGCGAGUGGUUUUCUUAUUAUGCGGGCGUUGGAGGCUAUAUAUAGUCAAACUCCGUUUUCAACAUCUGGAAAGAAUACUGGAGACGUUCGAGAUAUGAACCGCGUAUUAACGAUUUCAGGGACGCCGUAUUAUAAAAGUUCAAAUGACGUUAAGGGGAUGGACGCGAGCACAAAGAAGAGUCAGCUGCUUUUUACUUUAUCGUUGGCGUAUCAAUCCUAUUCGUUAGAAAGGUCAGGUGGUCCAGCUUUUUUCUUAGGAUCUAGUCGCGAUAUACGGAAUGUCGAAAUGGUUAAAUAUUAUAAGGGUGAGAACCCAGAUCCAGAGCCUGAAUUGAAAGCGAUUACUCUGCCUCAAAUGAUGAUUGGUUAUGCUAUUAUGUACAUGUUUCACCAACGUAGACUAAUUGAUGGAACGUUUAACGACGAGGUAGAUGUGUCCCCUUUAACCUUUGCAUCUGGAUGGUGGGCUACGUCGGCGCAACAUAAUCUAUUAGGAUGCCUAAGUAUGGUCGAUAUACAGAAUGAAUUAACGUCCGGUAAUAGUCAGUGCGGAGCAGAUGGAAGGUAUGUUACCGUUUUAGGUGGUGUUGCGGGUGAUGAUCAAGUAAUAGGAGUGAAGUUUACUAAAUCGUUUAGUCGUGAUAAGGAAUUACAAUAUAGUAGAUGCGCUUGUAUGAUGUUAGAGCAACGUAUGAAUGCGUUGGGAUUUAUUUGUGAUCCAUCAUUAAGUUUAUUUAGUGCCGAGUUUUUGAAGCAGGUAGGGACUUGUGGAGCUCCUGAGGGUUUAGACGGAAGGAUAUGUGUUUUUUCAAGUGAGAGAGGGGACCAGUACGACAACUUCGGGAAUGUCAGGUAUGAAGAGGUUCUUGGAAUAAUUAGAGAGAAGUUAUCACGAACGCGUAAACCUGAGCUUUGGACACCUUGGAUGUAUAUGUUUGGCUGGGUUCUAGGAAUAAUGGUGUUUUCUUUCAACGCUAAAAGCGGGCACGUCAGAGUUCAUACUCGAUUCCAGUCACGGAGGGUGUAUGUCGGAAAGCCUAUUCGUCACCUUCUCCCUAAAUUUUAUCAAGCUCUAAAUGAAUUAGGUUUUCGGUACACUGAAUGGAAGGAUCGGGACAUUCAACACAUAGUAUUACGAAUGGGUCCAUUUUGGAUGUGUACUGACGAGGUUGGAGUUCCACUACCGGGAUUUUUGCUAGAUGAUGGUGACGUUUUACCGCCAAGUAGUUAUCUCACCACCCCUUCUUCCAGUGUUACUAUGGAUUAUGUAACGCAAUUGCCUGAUGGGUAUGUGUUAAAAGGAAAAACGGUUGAGAGCGGGAGGUUUCAAAAUCUCAAGUUGGAUGAGUCGACUAAAAAAAGUUUGGAAAUAUCACAAGUUUUAGCAAGACAGUACUAUCUGCCGUUCUGGUGUUAUGUGGAUAUUGAGAAGCUAAGGGAUUCGGGAGUAUUGGCUGGAAUGGUAGUACGUGGGUUAUGGCGUGGUGUUGAGCUUGAGCGACUGCGUGAAGUUAGCCCGAUUGUUCAUCAAUGGGAAAGGGUUGGGCAAGCUUAUUUAGAUCAGAAAAAACUAUUUGAGAGCGUUAGAGCUAGUGAGCAUUUGCUAAAUGAAUACAGGAUCAAAAUUCCUUCUCGAUCAGUGUACGCGUUCAAAAUACACGCUAAAGUUGAACAAGCCAUUACUGAGGUGGUUCGAAGUGACGAAGAGCGCGGUAGGAAUGUUGAGCAAAUGAUUCUUAGGACAAUUAAGUUAUCAAAGAGCAUCGAUAAUAGUAUAGGAGGACGAUUCCGCAUGUCUAUGUUCGAUGCUGUGCCGCUAAGAGCCUCUUUCGAGGAUGAACCGCAUGGCGGAUAUUUCUGGAUGGGUUACGGUUUCCCUAUUCCAAAGCGUAGCGUCGUCGGGUACUUUCUUUCAAUAUUUGGGUUGCCCAGUCUCUGCCAUUGUAUGACAAUCCCUUUGUUGGUUGGCUAUAAUGAGGGUUAACAGUGCUC